AUGCCAAUCAUCACUAGUAUUCUCGACAACGAUUUGUACAAAUUCACAGUGAGCAAUGGAUACUUCUGCCUCCACCCAUAUGCCUCUGGUGUUUUUUCAUUCCGUGACAGAAACCACAUGGACUUCCCAGACGGCUUCAUUUCUGCGCUCCGCGCAGAGAUCGACGCUAUGGCGGACCUCAAACUGACACAAGAGGAGGAAGUUUAUUUGAGAGGAUUGAAGUACCUCCCACCCACAUACAUUGAGUUUUUGAAAGGCCUCAAAUUUGAUCCGAAGGAAGUGACAAUGUCUCUUGAAAACAAGAAGUUAGUUAUCGACUGUAGUGGAUACUUAUAUCGAAUGACAUUAUGGGAAGUCCCUAUUCUUGCAAUAGUCUCGGAGCUCUAUCAAAAGAUGACUGGACACAAGCCUGACUGGGAACACAUCAAUAAAGUGACUGUCGAGAAGGCAAAGACUUUGACAGCGGCUGGGUGUAUAUACAGCGACUUUGGAACACGACGUCGGUUCUCCAAAGAAGUUCACGAGAAAGUUGUUGAGCUGUUGAAAGCAAACUCUGGAAAGAACUUCAUGGGCUCUUCUAAUGUCUUGUUGGCUAUGAAACACGAUUUGGUCCCAAUUGGAACACACCCACAUGAGUGGAUGAUGUACUAUGCAGCUGCAUAUGGAUAUAAAGGAGCUAAUACAAAGGCGUUGACUGACUGGAGAGACUUGUAUAGAGGAAAAUUGUGUUGCGCGUUAACAGACACGUUCACAACUGACGUGUUCUUCAGGGAAUUCACGCGCCCACUCGCAACAAGUUUCGAUGGAAUUCGACAUGAUUCAGAGUCUCCAUUUGUGUUCGCAGAUAAAGCAAUAGCUUUCUAUAACAAAAUGGGCAUCGACCCAUUGACCAAGAACAUCGUCUUCUCCGACAGCUUAAACGCACAGAAGGCUGUUGACUUAGAAAAUUACUGUAAAGGAAAGAUCAAGUGCAGUUUUGGUAUUGGAACUUCAUUCACGUGUGACACGGGAAACGACAACAAACCACUUAAUAUCGUGAUGAAAUUGUUGAAAGCUAAAGAGUACGACGAAGAUCAAAUGAGUGGGUGUGUGAAGCUUUCUGAUGCCGUUGGAAAGCAUCUUGGUGACGAAAAGGAUGUGAUGACCUGCAAACUCUCACUUGGCAUUAAUUGA
Entamoeba invadens IP1 is the source of this 1173-nucleotide messenger RNA. Its product is annotated as nicotinate phosphoribosyltransferase, putative. Bases 1 to 1173 code for a protein of 390 amino acids. The record is from RefSeq and is a predicted model, not a curated record. Gene Ontology annotation, molecular function: nicotinate phosphoribosyltransferase activity. Gene Ontology annotation, biological process: NAD+ biosynthetic process. NCBI's taxonomy places the organism in Eukaryota, Evosea, Mastigamoebida, Endamoebidae. The transcript has a single exon.